This is a messenger RNA of Pieris rapae (cabbage white), 1165 nucleotides long. Its product is annotated as prostaglandin reductase 1-like. Gene Ontology annotation, cellular component: cytoplasm. Lineage: Eukaryota; Metazoa; Arthropoda; Insecta; Lepidoptera; Pieridae. Gene Ontology annotation, biological process: prostaglandin metabolic process. The transcript has 8 exons. The coding region runs from base 28 to 1053 and encodes 341 amino acids. The record is from RefSeq and is a predicted model, not a curated record. Gene Ontology annotation, molecular function: 2-alkenal reductase [NAD(P)H] activity; 15-oxoprostaglandin 13-reductase [NAD(P)+] activity.
UUCAGCCUUAUUAUAACAUUAAGUAAGAUGAAUUCUCGAAAUUUAAAAAUAAUCGCAAAGAAAUAUGUUCUUACAAAGUACUAUAAUGGAGAACCAAAAGAGAGUGACUUCGAAAUUGUGGAAGAAGAAUUGGGAGAAUUAAAGGAGAACGAAAUAUUGGUACAGGCACUGUAUUACAGUAUCGAUCCCUAUAUGCGGGCACACAUGCAUCUUCAUAAAUUACCAUUAGACAUGAUUGGAAGGCAACUGGCGAAAGUAAUCGACAGCCGCCAUGAUGACUAUCCUAUAGGUUGUUACGUAGUUGAUUCGUUCGGGUGGCGAACUCAUACAAUAACGAAUCCCAAUGUGCCGUAUCCAAAAGGCGAUGGUUUACCGCUAGUUCGAGUCCCCGAUGUCAGCCCACACCCGCUGUCCAUUAGCCUUGGUAUUUUGGACGCGCCCGGGAACACCGCACACUGGGGUAUAACGGAGAUUUGUAAGCCAAAAGCUGGAGAAACAAUUGUUAUUACGGGAGCGGCCGGCGCCGUUGGCUCACACGCAGGACAAAUUGCUAAGAUAUUGGGGUGCAAAGUUAUAGGCUUCGCCGGGUCCGCCAAAAAAUGCGAAUACUUGGUAAAUGAACUUGGCUUCGACCAUGCAUUUAAUUAUAAAAAUGCUGAUAUCAUCGAGUCCCUCAAGAGUGCGGCUCCGAAUGGUGUUGAUUGCUAUUUUGAUAACGUUGGGGGUGAGCUAAGUUACAAAAUUAUGAGGCAAAUGAAAAGUAAUGGUCGAGUAGCAGUGUGCGGGUCGAUAUCGACAUAUAACAAUGUAGAACCCGCAAAAGGAAGCGUACUACAACCAAUUAUUGCGUAUAGAGAACUCACGUUGAAAGGUUUCUUGGUGUAUCGAUGGGCAGACAGAUUUGAAGAUUGCAUGAAUACCACGUUAAAAUGGGUGAAUGAAGGAAAGUUAAAGUAUAAAGAAGAAGUCUACUACGGUUUCGAAAAUAUGGUGAAGGCAUUGAACAGUAUUCUGCGGGGAGAAAAUAUUGGAAAAGCGAUUGUUAAAGCGUAAAUAAAUGGAGGUUUGGGAUUUGCUGUACAAACAACAUUAUGGAACAACACAGACUUACGGAGACUUGGCGAAAGCAUUAGGGAGAUCUGGGAGCCACGCUAGAGCAAUUGGU